This is a messenger RNA of Liolophura sinensis, 1801 nucleotides long. RefSeq lists its product as uncharacterized. The record is from RefSeq and is a predicted model, not a curated record. Lineage: Eukaryota; Metazoa; Mollusca; Polyplacophora; Chitonida; Chitonidae. Bases 367 to 1299 code for a protein of 310 amino acids. The transcript has 2 exons.
GUAUACUUUUGUAUCGUCUUAAUCUGAUUUCCAGAAUGCAGAAAAAAGAUUUUUCUAACGCGUGAAGAGUCUUGCCAAGUUCCCCACACUCUAUCGCUGGAAAUGAAUUAUUACUGUCACAGCAUAGCCUAUAAUGGGCCUCGAAAAAAACCCCUUAUUAAAUGGCAUAAUAAACAUUUUGUGUUGCUUGACAAAAGUAUCGAUUUCUUCCGUGAGAUUUCCAUCACCUCUAAACCACUGUCGUCGACUUUCUACAUAUAAUUACAUGUAAAUUGACAUGAAAAUGAACAAACUGAGAAAUUCAGUUAAGAAUGUGAAGGUGCAUUUCUCAUGUUCACUUGAUUCUGUUUGAACAGACGACUAAGAAUGGUGAGAAGCGGUCACGUGAUAUGGCUGAUUGGGUUGAACGUGGUGACGUUUUUAGUGUAUGCGGCAGAGGUGUUCCUCGCUACCGUCAACGGGUUGGAUGCAGUAGGAAUCUUUAAGAACACAGUGGGGAAUAUCUCCGAUCUUUUUUACCUGGAAAUCACCCCAUCCAGCUGGACGUUCUCAAUUUGGGGUUUCAUUUAUGCCUGGCAAGUUCUCUGGCUGGUGUACGCCUUUACUUUGAUCUGCCGCCGAGGUAAAUCCGGUUACCUGUACGUCAGUCCAGGUGUGCUGUCUCCAUGGUUUCUCUUCUGCUUCACAUUGUCCACACUUUUUGUCAUCGCCUGGCUGUUUGUCUGGGACAACCUAAUCGUUGAAGCCGCCUUUGCUACUUUGCUAGGAGCCACUCUGACUUCUCACGCCGCGCUUUGUUUUGGUUAUUGGCGAAUGAAAAACAUCAAAUCAGAUCUUGUAGAGCAGUCGCGGUCCAUAGACAUCUGGCUGAAGCAAAUCUUGGUCCUGAAUGGCGUGGCAUUCUACAACACGUGGAUUUCCAUUGCUACCUGUCUCAACUUUGCCACGCUACUGACCUACACGGGUUGGAGCCCAGUUCCCCAGGGUGCCGCCUCAACGGCAGCUUUAGGACUUCUGAUGGCUGUCAUUUUCAUGUGGUUUAUUUUCAAGAACUUCUUGUUCGAGAGGCAUCUCCGAUUCACCUAUAGCCCAUUCAUUGUUUUGCAUGUAGGCUUGGCGGGAAGCUUGGACAAAAACUGGGACAGAAAUAACGGAAACUCCCUUCUUACUGCAAUGAUAUUAGCCGUUGUUGUGGUUCUCUUCGUGAUUUCAUUGACUCAUACAAUUAUUCGUCAAGUGCGAGAAAAUAAGCGUUCCUCUCAUCUCGUUGAAGACCCGGUAUCUGUCAACUCUAGAUAAACUACGUUAUCACUAACUUCAUUUGAUGUCUCCUAGCACAAAGGACUAAUUGCUGUAUGUAAUCACAGGCGUUAUACUCACUUCCAAAAGUGUCAUAUUUCUUCAAUAAACGUUUGAAAAUACAUAGCCAUUUGUACAGAAUGAUAAUACUUGACCUCUUUUAUAUCUGCAGAUGAUAUGUUUUUAUUUGUUCUGUCUCUAAUGAUUAUGACGGCGUCAAACACCAAUCAAACAGAUCUAAUGUCAAUGCUAGUUGUUCAGGAUUGUGUUUUUUUUGUUCUGUGUUCAUGAGAACUAUCUUUUGAAAACUUUAUUUGUACAUUUUGAUUUCAUACGCAUGUGAUAUAUGUUUUGUGACAUUAAGUUAUUACAUGCACUAUAACAUUAUGCGGCCAUUGCUUCUUCAACGAUUAAUAAGUGUAUUUAGAGUACAUAUAUUUUGGUGUAAUUUUGUUUAUCUUAUGUAUUUCUUUUCGACGAGAAUAGCAUAACAUCAUGCAUA